AGUGGGGAGGACGGAAUCAGGAAGGAGCUGGCACAACUCUGGGGGAGGUAGUGGAACAAGGGAACAGCUUCAAUCUGUUCCAAGCAAAUGUCCAAAGGAGCAAGAACAGACAUGCUAACCAUCCAGGCCAUGGGGUGGAACAGAAGGAAGAAAAACAACCUGCACAGAGUAUUGUCCAGAAGAUACUUGAAGACAACCUCAAAAAUCCAGGAGGAGACCCAGACUCUCGAAAAGUUUAAGAGUGAUUUGGGUGUAGGCGAUGAGACUGGUACAACUGGUACAACGGAAGUUCAGCAAUGGGCUAAUACAGAGGAAACAAAUGAGAACAUGGAUCGUCCCCAGGUACUACAGAGAACAAUUGAAGUCCUGUUUCUUAGCAUCAAACAAAGGAAACAGAACAUCUACUGUCAGACAGAUGGAUGCAAGAAAGAUAUUGGAAGAAAAUGACAAAUUGACAGCUGCCAUAGAGGAGUACAACACCCUUGUACCAGAUUCAGCAAUACCAUCUGCAGAUGAGAUCCUUUCCGCAGACCUUCAUGCAUGGCCUUGGGCGCUGCAUGGACAAACUGACCUACUCACAAAGAAAAUAGCCUUUGACCGGGUGAUGCUCCUGAGCCGGCUGAAGGAGGAAGAGUUAAUUGUCCUAAAGGAAGUCAAGCAGCACUGGGAAAGCCUAAAAAGGGAAUCGGAGAAUGUGCAARACUUUGCUUCACAUGUGGCACUUGACCUAAGCAGGAAAAGCUGGAAAUUGAAUCAGUCAGAAGCUGGGAGCAGAGGUCUCUUCUCCAUGCUUCAGAGGAGAGUCAGCAGCCUCAGAAGACACCAGGACACUGUCAAACUGAUAUACAGCAAAGCUAUGGGCCAAGACACCUCCCUCCUAGAAAAUAACUUCAUAGAUGACCUCCUGGAAGAGGACCUAGAUGACAUCUAUGACAGCAUCCACUACAGCUCUGAUGACGAGGAAUCUAUCACAGACUGAAGGUGUUUGUUUGGGUGGGUGCAGUUUGCACUGGGUGAAAAGUGAUUCCAUUUGUUUUGCGUAUGUGCUUUAUCUGCCUUCCUAAGGAAAAAUAGUUUGAUCAUUUUAUGGAAAAUAAACUUUUAUGUUUCUUCCUUGUUGACAAUGUGAUCAUGUGGCACAGAUUUGAGAAGGGCGCUAUUACUGCUUUUGCCCGGUAACAUGACCAGGUCCGAUGCACCCCUUUAAAUGUCCAAUCUGCAGUUGCUACAUCCACUUUUGGAUGCUUGAAGAAUAUAAUUGAUAAAUGCCUCAUGAAUAUAGUUCACCUGCCGUACCCAAUCAGAUCCCAAAAUAUAUAUUUUUUUCUACUUGAAUGUUUGUAAACAAGGUAAAUGUAAACAUACACUAGCAUGUGUCAAAAUAAUUCCACUGUCUGCGGGUUUUCGCUCCUCCCAUAAUUGAUGAAUUAAGGUCACUAAUUAGUAAGGAACUCCCCUCACCUGCUUGUCUAGGUCUUAAUUGAAAGGAAAAAACAAAAGCCAGCAGACACUAGGCUCUCCAUGGAAUGAGAUUGACACCACUGGACUAUAGCCUCGAAACAUGGUGUAAACUAUGGUUACAUUUCUCCAGCCCCAUCCCUCUGCUUUUUACAGAACCAUUGGCGGGGAGAAYWWUUUUUUGUUUCACCUGGUGAUUUCCGAUUUAAACAUUGUUAAACUGUAAUGUACUGUGCUGGUGUGUGCUUAUUAGUUUAGUUAAUAAAAAACGAAAAAAGGUUA
Molecule: messenger RNA, 1740 nt
Organism: Salvelinus sp. IW2-2015
Lineage: Eukaryota; Metazoa; Chordata; Actinopteri; Salmoniformes; Salmonidae
Source: RefSeq, a predicted model, not a curated record